Dermacentor silvarum is the source of this 1548-nucleotide messenger RNA. RefSeq lists its product as uncharacterized. The transcript has 11 exons. NCBI's taxonomy places the organism in Eukaryota, Metazoa, Arthropoda, Arachnida, Ixodida, Ixodidae. Bases 1 to 1449 code for a protein of 482 amino acids. The record is from RefSeq and is a predicted model, not a curated record.
AUGGCCUUCAGCGCCAGUGGGAUAUCGGCUGGCGACGUGGAAGAAGCGGACGUCUUCGGAGGAGGCGGUGGUGGUGGUGGUGGAGGUGGUGGUGGUGGAGGCAGCCCUCCAUCCGUAGUGCCGCCAACUACGCCAAGGGCAGCUAGUUCCAGUAAAUCAGUACCUGCGCGACGUACUGCUGUUCCACCGGUCAUUCCCCCGCCAGUCUUCCCGCGUCCACCCACCCGUCCUCCAGUCGGGCACCCACCAGUGGCCCACCGCCCAGUCCCCCCUCCAGCUGUGCCGCCACCUGCUGCGACCAGACCGACGACACGUCCAGCAGCUGCUACAGGGCCGUUCUCGGUCGACGAGAUAAUCUGCACCAUCGGCGAGUACGCACUCUUCCCCAGCAUGAUCCCGAGGGACGGCCUGUGUAACUACGUCUACUACAGCAACGUCGUCAUUCUUAACAACAGCCUGCGCGGCGUCGCGGUGCCUCAAAGCUGGGAGAUGUUCGAGAAAGAAAUGAUGACCUUCACUCGCACUUCUGGUGGCAUCGGAUUUGACAUCCGGUACACAACCGCCGCCGCCGUGACCGCAGAGGUGGAAAGUAAGCUAAACGAACUGGUCCCAAAAAACAUCAAGCACUACGGCGUGCUGAACGUGUUGCAGAGAGCAAAUAAGGUCAUGGACGCGUACAACAAAGCAAAAGCUCUUCUUACAAAACUCAAACAACUACAAGGCAACGACGCCCAGAGAAAGACGCUAAUAGCUCUCGGACUAUACAAUUACCGCGAGCAGGACGCGUAUGGGAUCCUGCACAGCAUUUUUAACGACGCUGUCAACAACCACGUGGCGGACACAGUCAUCGCCUACAGCUCUGUGGGGUGGAUUGAGAGAGAUUUAGAGUGCUACAGCCACCCACCUGCCAUUUUCAACUUGGGGUCGUACCUGGGAGCGGCUCUCGCAGAGUCUGGGCGGGCACCUGAGAUGAGAAGGAUCGCACUGAUGAUGACGAGAGACAAGCAGUUCAGAUCGAACACAAAGAUGGGUCUUUCCUUCGAGCUUGGCACACUUGUCUACCGUUUAAAGAAGCCUUAUCACGGCCAGAUUCCUACUCCCGAAAUGGCCAAUGCCCCAUGCACCACCCUCUUCAUCACCAGCCUGGACGCGGCACCGUGCGAAUCGGGCCUUCCCUUGAGGCGAGCUGAAUUAUUCACGGGUGUCAACGUGGCAGUUGUUCAAGGGGAUAACAAGACGGCCAUGUUUUUCGAGAGCGAAACAACCCUCCGAAAAAAGUGUGCCAAGCUGGCCGAGAAUGCCACCUUCCUGCGGCCGGACAUGUCGUUGCUGAUGGUCAACGCCCACCUCGGGGACCCAACCCCGAGCUGCGUCGGUCUGGACGGCAGAGAGAGGGGCGACCUGUUUUGGCGAAUCGAAGCGGUCAAGACAGCGCUCCACGUACCAUGAACCCCGAGCCGAGGAGGAGGCAGCCUGCGAGAAGUUUUCGGACUGCGCGGCGCCAGUGGGCAUGUGGUUCAGUGUGCUUUGUUUCAUUUUGCGUUAAAG